UUCCCAAAGGGUUUCAAGAAAACAUUAGCUUUGGAGGAUAUAUAUAAAGCCGAGAAGAUUGAAAGAGUGUGUUUGUUGUUAAAGAAAGAUUUGAUUUCAAAAGGAACUACAAUCAAUCGAAAGAGGGUUUUCAAUUUUCAUGAAGCCUUAACCAAGAUAGAUUGAGGUGUUAAUUGUUACUCAUGGCUCCGACGAGGAAGUCUAGAAGUGUGAACAGGCGGUAUUCGGAUUAUGUUGAUGUUUCUCCUGGUAAAAGUGUUGCUAGUAAAUCCGGGCGGCAGAAGAGGAAGCUUUCUGACAUGUUAGGAUCUCCAUGGGUUGAUGAAGAGGUUGAGCGCUUCUAUAAAGCCUAUAGGAAAUAUGGAAAAGACUGGAAGAAGGUGGCUGCCAUGGUGCGUACUAGGAAUUCUGAAAUGGUUGAAGCGCUCUACACAAUGAAUAGGGCAUAUCUAUCCUUGCCAGAAGGAACAGCAUCUGUGGUUGGGUUCAUUGCAAUGGUGUCUGAUCAUUAUAAUGCCAUGGAAGGAAGCGAUAAUGAUAAAGAGAUCAAUGAUGUUCCAAAAUUACUUCACAAGCCUAAAAAACGUACCCACAAGUUGCUUCAGCAAAAUGGUGGGCCCGAAGAUCAAUUGCAAUCUAGGUUGGUUGGUUCAAGUGAUCGGUCUUUGCCACAACUGAAGAGAAGGGAAUCCGAUGGAUGUACUGUUCGGAAAAGAACACCGCGGUUCCCCAUUAACCAUUUAUUAAGAAGAGAUAACAAUGGAAAUCAUGUGUCACCGUACAAAAGAAGCCAAAAGAGAGAGGUGGAUGAUGUGGCACAUGGUGCUGCAUUGGCGUUAACAGAGGCUUUACAAAGAGGUGGCUCCCCACAAGUUUCUCAAUCACCAUACCGCGUGAAAACCACACCUUUGAAGGGCAGGCAAAAAAGUUUGGAUAAUGCGAGGGCAAAGCUUCACGGUAAUUUGAUUGAUGAAGAGUGUUUCGAGGGCAGUUCAGGAAGUGCGGGGGGUGAAGAAAUUUACCUGAAACGGAGCAAAUUUUAUGGACAGAAAGAUGAUAAUGAAUUUGAUGAUGGUGGGGAAGCAUGUAGCGGUACAGGAGAAGGAGUUGCUGUUGGUAUUGAGGUUGCAGAUGAAAAUAUAGAGCAAUCCUCGUCACAGGGUAAAAGAAAAAGAAACAAAAAGCUUUUCUUUAGAGAUGAACCUUCUGGCUUGGAUGCACUGCAAACAUUGGCCGACUUGUCACUGAUGAUACAAUCCGAUUCACCUGUAUUGAAAGAAGAUAAGCCACCAACGGGUCAUCGAAGACACAAAACUAAAUUGCCAGCUGACAAGAAAAUAGCGAAUGAGUAUCCAAGAUCUGAUGUGUCAAAAUCAGGAAAAUCUAAAUCAGGAAGGGAAUCAAAAGUUGAUUAUAAGGCUUUAUCUGAAGGAAAGCUGAUAGAUCAAUUUAUCAAUAAAUCAUGGAAAAGAAAAAAUAAAUUUGAGGCCGCUUUCACUGAAGAAGAAAAACGUUCAAAUAAAGUCAUAGGUGCCAAUGAAGAUAACAUCCCUUCAAAAAACAGUAAAUCUACAAGACUUGUGGAAUAUUCUUCUUCAAAUAGCAAUACAUCAAGGACAGGAGCUGCUGAUUCAGCAAUAUCUACGGGACUGCUUCCAACUUCGGACGUCGUUGAUUUGCCGUCCAAAAGACGAAAUAAGCGUAAGGUGAAUCCAAAUAGAUUACUACCAAACCAUGGGGAGAUGAAAUUGUCCAAGGUUAAACCUAAUAAAAAGACACAACCCCAAGAUAAGGUUUUGCAGGACAAGGCUUUUUGUUACCUCUCACAACCUAUGGUACGUAGAUGGUCUACCUACGAGUGGUUUUAUAGUGCAAUCGAUUACCCCUGGUUUGCUAAAAAGGAAUUCGUGGAGUACUUGCAUCAUGUUGGGUUAGGUCACAUUCCAAGACUAACCAAGGUCGAGUGGGGUGUCAUAAGGAGUUCGUUAGGGAAGCCCCGAAGAUUCUCAACGAAUUUCUUGCGUGAAGAAAGGGAUAAACUUUCGCAAUAUCGGGAAUCUGUAAGGAAACAUUACACCGAGCUUAGAAGUGGUACUAGAGAAGGACUGCCAACAGACUUGGCCCGCCCGUUGGCGGUUGGGCAACGGGUCAUUGCCAUUCAUCCAGAAUCAAGACAAGUUCAUGAUGGAAGUGUGCUAACCGUUGAUCAUGAUAAAUGCAGGGUACAGUUUGAUCGCCCUGAUUUAGGGGUUACAUUUGUCAAGGAUAUUGAUUGUAUGCCAUCAAACCUGUUGGAUAACAUGCCUGAAGCUUUGAGGAGAGAGAACAGUGCACUAUAUAGACUUUCUAUGAACUCCAGAGAGCCAAGAUCAUUAAUGUUACCUACUUUGAGUGAACCAAAUCCCCCGAUCGCCAUGAUGAAUCAACGAUUGGGACAUAAUGUGUCUGGUACAACUGUUAAAGCUGCAGAAAAUGUCAUUUCACAGCACGCGACUUAUGCUCCUCCUUCAGUCUCUCAAGUCCAGUCGAGAGAAACCGAUAUAAGUGCUCUUGCUGACCUUACUCGCGCUCUUGAUAAAAAGGAAGCAAUAUUGACCGAGCUUAAGUUUGUAAAUGACGGUUUGAUGAGUCACAAAAACAACACGGGAAUAGAUAUGAAGGUUUCUGAAAGCUUCAGAAAAGAGUACGCAAUGGUACUAUUGCAGCUCAAGGAAGCCAGUGACCAGGUUACUUAUGCUCUCCUUAAUUUGAGACAACAGAACACAUACCCAGCAAACUCUUUGCCUCCGUGGCAUAAGCACCAAUCCGGUUCUACUGGCAUUGUUAGUCCUAUGAAUCCUGCUGACAAAGUUACGCUAAAUAAUCAGUUAGCACCUAAUGUGAUUGAAAUUGUGAAUAAUUCAAGAGUUGAAGCACAUAAACUUGUACAUACUGCCAUGCAGGCAAUGUCUAAAAUAAAGGGGGAGCAAAAUUUUCAUUCAAGCAUUGCAGCGGUUUUAGAAUCUCUGGGUGUGAGGAAAAACCUCACGGAUUACAGGUCAUCAACAAUCAGACCUUCAGAGCAAGGAGCGUAUAAUAUGCACAAGUUGAAUUGCGCACCGAAUCCUUUAAUUGCAUCGGAUUCUAAGUUGCAGCGUGAAUCUGAUGAAACCGAGGCAGCAAUCCCCUUUGAGCUUAUCGUGUCAUGUGUUGCUGCAUAUCAUAUGAUACAGAUGUGUACUGAACGACAGUACCCGCCAGCCGAUGUGGUGCAGAUGCUUGAUUCGGCAUUUACGAAGUUGCAUCCACAGUGCCCUCAAAACAUGGGAAUAUUUAGAGAGAUAGAGUUGUGCAUGGGAAGAGUUAAAACUCAGAUACUUGCUCUUGUACCAUCCUAGGCAACUUCUAUAUUUCUGUUACUCUAAUAAUAAUAAUAAUAAAAUACUCAAGCCAGGUUAGUCUUAACUUGAGCUUUAGGACAUUGCCAACACUUAGCUAUUUUGUAAUAGAACAAUCUAGCAGUUUUUAAAAUAUAAGUCUUCCUGUACAA
This is a messenger RNA of Helianthus annuus (common sunflower), 3529 nucleotides long. RefSeq names its product protein ALWAYS EARLY 2. Lineage: Eukaryota; Viridiplantae; Streptophyta; Magnoliopsida; Asterales; Asteraceae. Gene Ontology annotation, molecular function: DNA binding. The transcript is spliced from 18 exons. The record is from RefSeq and is a predicted model, not a curated record. Gene Ontology annotation, biological process: regulation of cell cycle; regulation of transcription by RNA polymerase II; DNA-templated transcription. Gene Ontology annotation, cellular component: transcription repressor complex; nucleoplasm. The coding region runs from base 183 to 3377 and encodes 1064 amino acids.